Aspergillus puulaauensis is the source of this 750-nucleotide messenger RNA. Its product is annotated as sterol desaturase family protein. Gene Ontology annotation, molecular function: C-4 methylsterol oxidase activity; iron ion binding. The record is from RefSeq and is a predicted model, not a curated record. Lineage: Eukaryota; Fungi; Ascomycota; Eurotiomycetes; Eurotiales; Aspergillaceae. The transcript has a single exon. The coding region runs from base 1 to 750 and encodes 249 amino acids. Gene Ontology annotation, biological process: ergosterol biosynthetic process.
AUGUCGGCCAUUUGGAACCAGGUCGUCCAGCAGUAUGAUCCCCUGCUCAUCGACUUUGUCGGCAAUUCGGCCGUCAGCGUCGUCUCCUUCUGGCUGCCGUCGCUCUUCUUCCUCUCGCUGGAAUGGAUCUCGCCACAGUUCUCUGCGAGGCACAAGAUCCAGCCGGCGCCCAAACAGCCCACCAGAGCACAAAUCUGGCAGUGUGUAACGGUCGUGGUACAGAACCAGUUGAUCUCCUUUGCCAUCGGCGCCCUCAACACCAUCGCAGCAGCGAAACUGCAAAUGCCCUCGUCAUUCCGCAUCGCUCCAGAGCUGCCCUCUGCAUACGAACUCUUACGCGACAUUGCGCUCUGCUGGGUCGGCCGUGAGGUUCUAUUCUACUAUACCCACCGACUGCUGCACUGGUCGCCGCUCUACAAGCCCAUCCACAAACUACACCACCGGUUCACAGCUCCAAUGGCAUUGGCAGCCCAAUAUGCGCAUCCAAUUGAGCAUGUCUUUGGCAAUGUUCUCCCGGCCGUGCUGCCGCCGAUGCUCCUGAACACGCAUAUCCUCACAUUCUGGCUCUUUCUGACUAUGAUCCUGGUCGAGACCACCACCACCCACAGCGGCUAUGACUUCUUUGCUGGGGCGGCCCGGACUCAUGACAUCCACCAUGAGAAAUUCAACUACAACUUUGGAGGGAUGGGGUUGUUAGACUGGGUGCAUGGGACGGGCUACGAGCCGGUGGACACUCGCAAGAAUGAUUAG